Molecule: messenger RNA, 1800 nt
Organism: Phragmites australis (common reed)
Lineage: Eukaryota; Viridiplantae; Streptophyta; Magnoliopsida; Poales; Poaceae
Exons: 12
Coding region: 93-1541 (482 amino acids)
Source: RefSeq, a predicted model, not a curated record
CUUGUCAAGUUUUUUUCGUCUGAUUAUUACUGCAAAAAAAAUUCUAGUGGAUAGCAGCAUAAGCACAAAACCAAAAAUAAAUCGAAUGUAGCAUGAACUCGAAAAUUAUGGAAAGAUUUAUUUUCUCUGGAGAAAUUAAAGAUAUUAGAGAAAGGGAGACCCACUGGGCAGCCAGAUGUCUCCUUCCUCCGUCUUCGUGCCCUUCAAAACGGCAGAAGCCUUUUCGCGUUUGGGCGCCGGUUCCUGUCUUCCCCGCAAACCAAACAGGAGAGAGAGGAGGAGGAGACCUUCCUUCCCUUCGUCUACAGGAGAUGGGGUGCUUCAAUUCCAAGCCAAAUGAUGCUGGUGCGAUCAGAAGAAGACCUGGGAGCAUAGGCGAGGUGGCUGUGUUUAUACCUGGACUGCGAGUUCCUGAGAGUUUGGAGCUGUCUCAGCCGCUAGGUGAUGGCCUCCCGAGGAGACUGACCGAACGUUUGGCUGCGUUGAGGAGCCGAAUAGUGGUCAUGGCUGCUCAUGAGGCCCUAUCGGUGACUAGGCCCAGGAAGCGCACCUUCACACAGCAUGGAGGAUCUACAUCAGCUGAUCUUCUGCAGGCUUUGGACGAGUACUUGCCAGUUCUUCUAGGAUUGGUAAAAGAGGGGAGCGACUUGGAAGAUAAGAUACAGUUUUCAUGGAUGAACCAAGAGGAUGAUGCAGAGGAGACGGCAUUGCCCAGUGCUUGGUAUGAGGUGCUGUCGAUUCUGCACAUGAUGGCUAUGCUGCGUUUAUCUCAAGCAAACUCCCUGCUUCUUCCAAAGACAUCACUCGAGGGAUACCAUGCUAAAGUAUCUGAAGAUAACAAACGAGCUUCUGUUGAAUUAUUUCUCAAGGCAUCUGGGUACUUGGAGUGUGCUAUUCAACAUGGUCUUCCUAGGAUAUCCCCAGAAAAUAGGAAAGGUCUUCCUGUGGACUUAGCUGAAGGAGUCCUGAAAGCGAUCUGCAUGCAAGCUCUGGGUCAAGCAAUUGAUGUUCAACUUGGGUUGGCAAUUGAUAGCCCAAAGGCUACCCUCGCAGUGAAAAGGAGGUUAGCAUGUGAGAUGGUCAAGUGCUGGCAGCAGGCACAUGAAAGUAUGGCGGAUCUACCUCUAAUUGAUAGCUGGGGUAAGAAGCACAGGCUCUUUGUGAAGUGGAAGUACAUUGAAGCAAAGGCUGCAGCAUACUACUAUCAUGGGCUUAUCCUUGACGAAGGCAACACGGAGAAAUACCAUAGGAUGGCGGUCGCAGCAUUGCAAUCCGCAGAGGAGUUCCUCAGGGAGAGCAAAGAUGUGUCUGAAGCCUUCCAUGCAACACCUCCUGUUUCAAGAAGCCCACCUGUCUGUGGAUCGAUGAAGUAUCUUCAUGAGAAGAUCCAGAAGGACACAUCCUGCAAAGUACGCAUCAACAAGGACCUCUACAGCAACGACAGCAUCCAUGAGGCGGUGCCGGCGCUGCCGGAUUUCGCGGUGGCUCUGAAACCUGAGGAGUACCGGCUUCCUGUGACAGACGGCGCUUCAAAUGACUAGACAUGCAUGCAUGCAUGCAUCAUCAGAGCGUGUGGCUAUUGCAUCUGCAACCCUAGCCGCCUGACAUGAGUUGACUAGUUACUGGAAUACUAUCUCAUCACAUAGGAGUAUGAAUGUCUAGUGGAAUAUCCUCUCCUGGGGAUCUUGUGCAUUGAUUUUUUUCUUCUUCUUUUUGGGUUGGACUGAGUGGGACCCGGAUGCCAUGUUAUAUUGUUUAUUUAAUAGAAGGAUAUACAAAUUACGAAAAUGAUUGAUCUAA